Molecule: messenger RNA, 3124 nt
Organism: Siniperca chuatsi (mandarin fish)
Lineage: Eukaryota; Metazoa; Chordata; Actinopteri; Centrarchiformes; Sinipercidae
Gene: arv1
Product: ARV1 homolog, fatty acid homeostasis modulator
Exons: 5
Coding region: 70-789 (239 amino acids)
Biological process (GO): regulation of plasma membrane sterol distribution; sphingolipid metabolic process; intracellular sterol transport
Cellular component (GO): cortical endoplasmic reticulum; Golgi apparatus
Source: RefSeq, a predicted model, not a curated record
AACCGUCUUACUUCCGCUUUGGUUGUCUCACAUGCUAGCGGCUUUUCGUAGCAGUUCACAGGGCGAAGAAUGGGGAAAGAUGAAUUUAGGUGUGUUGAGUGUAACGAAAAAUCAACGGAGUUACACAGGGAUUACAGUAACGGGAUCCUGAAGAUAACUAUAUGUGAGUCGUGCCAGAAGCCAGUGGACAAGUACAUUGAAUAUGACCCAGUUAUCAUCUUGAUUGAUGCCAUUUUGUGCAAGACGCAGGCUUUCAGACACAUUUUGUUCAACACAAGCUUGAAUAUCCACUGGAAGUUGUGUGUGUUCUGCCUGCUGUGUGAGGCGUACCUCAGGUGGUCUCUGCUCCAUGGCUCUGAGCAGAGCAGUGACCCCGCUGACAUCAUCAGGUACACCAAGGAAUGGGAGUUCUACGGCAUGUUUGGAUUGGCCGCCCUUGAGCUGUCAGCGUUCUGCGGCGGUGUGCUGUGGUUCCUUUGGGUGGUGGGUCGUCUGCAGGGUGGGACCCUCGAGCUCAGCCUGCUCCUCAGAGCCCUGCUGCUGUCCUGCUACGGCAAGGUCCUCCUCAUCCCUGCUGUCAUCUGGGAGCAUGACUACUCCCCGCUCUGUCUGGGCCUCAUCAAACUGUUUGUGCUCACCUCAAACUCGCAGGCUAUCAGAGUGAUCCUGAACAGCAGUAGACGUCUGUCAUUGAUGGCAGUGUGUUUAGGCCUGCUGUCCGAGACCUGCGUGGCUCAGGCCUGUAAAAAGCUUCCAUGGAGCAACCAGGACAUGUUGACAUUUGAAUGAAUGAGACAAAUGUCAGUUAUCUCAGGGAUGAACAAGUGAUCGUGGAUGCCAACCUGUGCCAGAGAGAGAUCUUUUUUUUAAUGAAACUUCUACAGAACAAAAGGGACAUUUUUUGAAGUGGUGUUUUUCAAGUUCCUUUUUUAUUGUUUUGUUUUUUGUUUGCUGCUCAUGCCAACCAGCCAGAGAGCAGCAGAAGAGGUAUGUUGUUUGUUUUUUUUUUCUGUCUCUUUAUUUUGAAGGGAUAUCGAGGAGGUGGCAGUGGCCCUCCUCUUGUUUUUCAUUUUGGUUUUAAAGUGGACAAUGAGCUCCCAAUUCAAGAUUCCAGUUUUAUUUGAUUUGAUUACUUUAUAAAGAAAGCCCCAGAGAGGCGCUACAUCAUGGGAACGUCCCCUGAUCUAAAUGACGGUCAAACAUGCUCUAACUCCCAGGGCCACUCUCUAAGAAUGACACAAACACAGACCCUGAGGGUGUAAUUUAGACAAUAACUACUUCUCUGUUUGGACAGGACCCAGCCAACACUCUUCACAUUCUUUGGCUCAUUGGUGAAAUACUUACUUUAACCCACACACACACACACACACACACAAAUACAGAAACACACAGGGUAACUAAAUAAAGCAGACAUAAUUGACUUUCCUAUUAUUUACUGCAAAGGUAGUAAUAAUGAGAUAAAAGAGAGGGGCUGCUAAUCUUAAAGUACUGGUUUGACUUUGAUCGAUUAAUCGAUUCAUUGUUUAGUCUAUAAAAUGUAAAAAAAAAACCAAAAUAUGUAAUUUAGAAUGAUAUGAAGAUGAAAAUGUUUUGAAAAUGAAAUGUGUUUGUUUUUGUUUGAUAACUGACUUAAACGAUUAUUUGAUUAUCAAAACUGUUACUGAUUAACUAAUAGAUUAAUCCACUAAUCGUUUCAGCUCUAGACAUUAUUAAAUUUGCAGAUUCUCAUGACAAACCAAAACUGAAACUAAUGAAAUUCUUUAAUGUUCAUCGCAAAUUAAGGCAGGGUCAGCCCUUUAUUUGUUGCAGGUUUUACUGAAUGUUGAGUAAAAUCCACCAAACUGCAGAAAGUAUCUCUACAGACACAAUAAUCAUUAUGAAACUAGCUGCAGCAGAUAAACUUUACAAAACCUCCACUUGCUGAUUCUGGAAUGUGUGCGUGUGUGUGUGUGUGUGUGUGUGUAAACAGAGCAAUGUUCAAUCAGUAAAACAAACCUCCAAAGCAGACCAAGUGUCUGAGGAAUGAAGGGAAUUUAUUCUGUGCACUUACCUACAGUAUAAAGGGACAGCUGAACCUGCCUCGGCCCCCAGGAGUCUUUGCAGGAGUCGUAUCGUUGUUAUGAACAUGUGUCGAGAGGCGAGGCAGAAUUCUUUCUGAACAAAACCACCUGUGGGAGCUCUGCUGACAGAGGACUCACCCUACCAGAUCCAUUGAUAUUCUCUCAAACAAGAUCACAGAUAAUGUGAUUCACAUUCAGUGCUUUUGGGGCUAUAGUUUCAAAACUGCUGCAUGUAGCAUCAAUUUAUCAUCAAAUGAAAAGUCACACCGUGUUAUAUUUACCAUAAACAAAUGAUCUGUUCUAUCUGAUAUCACUACAAUUGUUCCUGUUUUUUGUUUAUUUCUUAACAUUGUGUCUCCUCCAUGUCCCUUCUUUUUGUCUUUACUGAAGAGAUAAAAAGAAGAGAAUCAAGUCUGAACUUUGUGCUGUAAGAAUAGCGCCCUCUCUCUCCAGUUACACUAAAUUAACAAAAAAUACACUGUAAAAUCCAGUUAAGACUGCCAAUCUUUUUGAUGAUGGUGUUAAGAGCAGUUAUGUAUGUAGAUUUCUCAAAAAUAUUUAUAUAUUAAUGUUAAAAUUCUAGGUUUAAAUUAAAUACUCUAAAUGACAGACAAACGACCCGAAGCUGCCAUUUUACUCACGGAGCAAAGGUUUUCUCACUGGGCCUCCUGAAAAUGUGUUAUUGGGUUGUUGCACAGAAGUCCUAUGUUAAAAAUGAAGUUACAUAUCAAAGAAAAUAUCCUAAAUAUUCUGUGAUAUUCAAAGCAGAUCUUAACUUUUAGUGUAUUAUUUGUACUUCUGUACUUUCUACUUUUGUUGUAAAUGUUGAAAAAGAAAUAAUCUUUUAAUAUUUGUGGCUUUCGGUUAUAGACAAGCCCUGAAAUUUGACUGGGACUUAUUCCUCUGUGCUAGAUUAUAUAAAAGGAACUUGUAGAGUGAGUUUGUCAUGAGCUGCAUAGAAACACUCUGUCACACUGUAGAUAAAUGUUGCAAAAUGUGCACUCUGAACUUUCUGUUAUAUAAAAGUAUGACAAGAGAAAAUAAAAUAUUUGUAUUUUAACACA